Hippocampus zosterae (dwarf seahorse) is the source of this 4662-nucleotide messenger RNA. RefSeq names its product glutamate-rich protein 1. NCBI's taxonomy places the organism in Eukaryota, Metazoa, Chordata, Actinopteri, Syngnathiformes, Syngnathidae. The transcript has 7 exons. The record is from RefSeq and is a predicted model, not a curated record. Bases 291 to 1310 code for a protein of 339 amino acids.
CGGUCCCGGCUUGUUGCCACUUCAGUCCUUCGCUGUCGUGAUGCUCGUGUGAUGGGGUGAUGUGUCACACACCUCGCCGACAAGGCACAAAGGCUACUGUUUUGGUUGGUUGAAUAUAACGCAUGGUGUUAUUUCAUUUGUAAGUGUGUCUAAACUACAACCGUGUGGCAAGCUAAUGCUAAUGUUCAUAAGGUUGCUCGAGAGUUAGCUAAGUUAGCUAGCAAUCUUCUCGACACGACUCCGCGACAAGUCACAAUUUAGCGUCUUCGCUUUCACGCAGUCCAGCUGACAUGGCACACAGGAAAGAAGUAUUCCAGUCCAAGGUACUCCAGAAGCUUUACCCUGCAGCCCCUAAAUUGGAGAAGAAACUCUCCCCAUCAUGCAUACUAGCAGAUGCUUUGGUAAAGAAAAAACAAGUGAAAAGAAAAACUCAGCAGGAUAUUCCUCACAGUAAUGCAACAAUGACACCAAGUGCAGCCAUUCGAAGAAGAAAAAUGUACACGGUUCUACCUCCUCCUGAAGACUUUGAUGCAGAUUCGGUGAAAUGUGUUACAUUAUCAAAGCUUGAGAGCACACAGGGUGGGGAGGGCCCAUCUGAACAUGACAUACAGGAGUGCAGUCAAGAGCUUGACCAAGAGGUCGAAGCAAAUGACCAGAAAAGAAGAAGGAAGAGAAGGAAAGGGAGACUAAACCUUCAUGUGGAUAAAGACGGAACAAGUUCAACAAUAGUGUCGAGUUUUGUUCAGAUUGGGACGCUGAUGGAUGAGGAAGGAGUGCGCAUGAGCCGGAACAAGAAAAGGAAACUGAAGAAGAAACGGCACAAAGAGAAAAUGCUCUCAAUGGGUUUGAUGCCUCGAGCUUCUGCCCUGGAGUUCACAUACCAAAGAGAAAAUGAGGAAGAUGAGGAGGAGAAGGAAGAAGAAGAUGGGAUGAGAGCUCCUGAGGUGGCAGAUUUCCUCAGGACCACAAUGGAAAUCUAUAAGUCAGACUCUUUCCUGCACGGGAAGAAGCUUCCUCACCUGCCUGGUGUGUUGGAGGAUCUUUUGAACGGCAUCGCCAGCGGAAGCAAGCCCACCUCUCUCUUGAAUCAUCUUCACAUUCUCAAGCGAUGUAUUCAACACAAGGACACAAACAGACUGGGAAAGGCACUGCAGGACCUCAACAACAGUACCCUGAUGUCCGCAGAGGAAACAACUGCGGUUGCCACAUUGUUCCGUUACUGGAUGACAGACAUUCUUCCCAUGAAUGGAGGCAAUGAUACUGAACUCUCUGAGAAGCUCAGUCAUACACCAACACCGUGUCAGGAUUAACUAUGUUAGUUUCAUAUCGCCACGCGAAUAACAACUGCCUGACUACAUUUUUUUUACCAGUUAGAUUUUCUUGGGGGAUGACUCUCCAUAGUCAAGUGCAGAUGUUGCAGACAAAAUUAUAUUGGAGUGUUCAUAUAAAAAAAAUGUGUCUCUGUGAUUCGAUGUGAAUGUUUUGUCUUUGUUUAAUUUGUGGAAUUUUCUCCCUCUCUUACAAGAAUGAAACAAAGCUUUUUGUUCACCUCAAUUGGUUGUAUUGAUCUGUUAUUUACCUCAUUGUUGUUUUUUCUAUGCUGUUCAAAUUAAUGGAACUUUCUAACACUUGUCUGUCUUGUCUUACCCCCAAUUACCAGCAAGGCAAAUGUCAGCACUGCUGGAAGUCAGUUAGUUGCUGUCAUGACAUUUAAAACUGGCAAACUUAUCAACUAUACCAACUGUCUGUUGCAUUCAUUUCAAAAGACUGUCUUUGCUCAUUCAGCUCCACUCAAAGGAAUAAUUUGGAAUAAAUAACUAAUUUAGCAACUUUUGUGACACAAAGACUUGUUGCCGUGAUCUAACUUUAUACUAAAUAUAGAAACACAGCAUGUUGGAUGCAUGUUGCGCUUUGAGCACCCGCGCCCCCUGGGGAGCCUGACGCCAGUUGUAUUCUAUUCUGGUGCGUUUACCCAAAGCUUGUUGCCAAGGGAGGAGUUCAUGAUAAGGGCAGAGCAUUAACAUGACUGGAAAGUGUUAUUGUGUCGUGUUGACUCAGAGCUGGUGUCAUCCAAAAUCGAAGAACUUGCUCUGCGGCAAACUGAAUGAUCUGUUUGUGUCUAUAAACUGGGAGCUAUACUGUAAUUAUAUGAUCACCUGUUGAAGUUAGGAGUUUGAUUACAAAAAGAAAAACAAUCGUUCCAAGGUUAAUAUAUAAAGUAAUGUGCACUGUAUUGCCUGAAUUAAGUGCAGAUGAUUUGAUCGCCAACAAUUUAGCUAGAACUGUGGCUCUCACAGAUUGGUGGUACCCAUGUGGCACACAGGUGGGCACAAUCAGCCCAUUAUAAUUACUCCUGAUCUCUACUUGUGAUUUGCAAAAAAACCCACAAAUGUGCCAAGGGGUCAAUUUCAGUAACAGCAGGACAGGUCACAGGGGGUCGCGCCAACCCACUAAGUUGAUUUCUAAAAACGAAUUGUUGUUUGUUUUUUUUUACAUUUUUUUAAAUCAUAGACGUUAUUUUGUGUUCAGAAAUACUUGUUACGUGUUGAACUGUUGAGCACUCAGACUUACCAAAAAAAAUCUGGCUGUGGCUGAACAAUUUCUCUUUAUAUCGGCUAAAUUGACAUGCCAACAUUCAAUAUAUGAAUACCUCAAAAUCAACGAAAGUGCAUGUGGCAUUCAAUUUUAAGCUUGCCUUCUAAUGCAACGCAAAGGCCAGCCAAUCCCGGCCGUGAUACGUCAGCUCAAGCCAACCGAUGACAAAUGUCUCCUGGCUGAAAUCUUUGCAUGCUGUGAUUGUCUGUGAGGUGUAAUCGUGUAUGCGCCACAAAACUCACAACGGGGUGACAAUUGCCCCAUCACCUGAAUCCCGUCAGCAUUGUAUGCCAUUGAAUAUGUAUGAUGUUAUCGUGACAUCGGUUCCCACAUUAAGCCUUAAUGAAUUGAAGAAUAUACUGUGCAUUCCUCUCUAAAGUCCUGCUGUAGGUUUAACACGUGAAUUGAUAGGUCUGUGCGUCUGCAUGAAUUGAGUGAAAUACAGGCCUUGACUUUUUAUUUAUUUAUUUUUAAUCUCAAGAGAAUUUUGUAAGACAUUUUGUAGAUCUCCCUCUCAAAAAUACUGGCGCCUUCUGUUUACUUACGGUAGGAUCUGUCUUGGUUGUGUUUACUUCUUAGUCCCCCGCAUGCCAAGUCUUGUAAUCUCAUUAGAGCACCAACUGCCAAAGCCUGUUAUAAAAGGAGACAUUAUCAGGGUAGACAAGCCUGCUUUGAACUCGACAGGCUGAAGUGAUCGCACACACCGGGGUACAGGUUCUGUUGACGGGUUUCCCCUCCUGGGAGUCCAGGACGGGGAACUGCAGAAACCCGACCCGGUUUGUUCAGUCAUCAACAGCACUGGCAAAAUGUUUUUCAGACUCCCAAUACUGACUCCAGGCUACAUCAGGUUGCUGCAGACCCAGGCCUACCACAAUGUGUGUGCGCUGCGUCCACCCGAGAAGACCAUGCCUGGCAUGGCUAUGCUUCUCGGGGCCGUGGGGAUCGGGAUGUGCGGGUACAGCUCCAGGCAACUGGCUCUCAACCAUCGACCUUCCAGCCGUGUGCUGCAGAGUCUUGGCUCGCGUACCGAUGCUAUCACGGCAGGCGCAGCGGCGCUCAGGAGCCCCUUCCUGGAUGCUACCCGCAAGUCUGGGGCCUGCCAGGAGAUCCCACCUCCCUCCUUUGUGGCCCAAAAGUUUGUUUAAAAGAAGCUCAUUGGUCCGGUAAAGAUUGGCCACGAUGGGAUGACAUUCAGUAACCACACUGUUGCGUGUUAAAGAUUGUAGCUAUGCUGGCCCAUUGUGUAAAUGAGGCCCAUGUGCUCUCUGAUGACAUGCAAGUGGAGUUAUCUGAAGAGUCAACCAUUGUUGGCGGAACGUUGAAUGUUUGAUUCAAUCUCUGGAGUCCUUUUAGUUCUUUAACAUUUGUUUUCCUCUCUCACAGCAGUGCGAUAGUCAGUGACUGUUUGAGUGAUCUGCAGUUUAAACGCUGUAUACUGAUAGCAGAAGUACACACUGUAGCAACUACAGAUAUAAUUUCGAGUCCUUGGAUGAAAUUGAUUGAGGAAUGGCAGUGAUCCUUCAUACACAGCAGGUAUGCUGAAAGUUUCUUAAUGGCAUGGCCACGCCAAGCGGAAGUAAAAGUACAGGUAAUUUAGCCGCCCGUCCCAUUAUACCUGUGACGAGAGAGGCGCUAACUAACCUUGAACAAAGCCUUUAAGUAAAACAACCAAUUAAGGACAAUGUGGAGGUCAGUGCUUGGCAUUGUGACUCAAUUAAUAGCCCUCUAAGAAUAGGCUACUAAUUGAGUCACAAAGCUUGGUCAGAAUGAUGAAGUACAGCACGAGGGAGCAGCGCUUUGUUGAUUAUGCCAGAUUAUGGGAUGGUAGCACGCAAGGGGGGUAGCAGAGUCUAAAAUCUGCAUUUUCAAUACCAAUUAACUCACACAGGUGGGAAGCCACACUCUAAAUGUAUGUGGUUUAGAGUCCCUCCAUUCUAGCCCAUCAUAGACAGACAGACCCUGUGCCCCCAAACUGUACCUUUCUCCCUGCAAUGCCCACCAUUUGUCUCUCUGCAUGCAUGGGUGUGAAUAUUACAGCAUUGGUGUCUGUGUUCAACCCCUCGCCCA